Molecule: messenger RNA, 945 nt
Organism: Pogoniulus pusillus (Red-fronted tinkerbird)
Lineage: Eukaryota; Metazoa; Chordata; Aves; Piciformes; Lybiidae
Product: taste receptor type 2 member 40-like
Exons: 1
Coding region: 1-945 (314 amino acids)
Biological process (GO): detection of chemical stimulus involved in sensory perception of bitter taste; G protein-coupled receptor signaling pathway; sensory perception of taste
Cellular component (GO): membrane
Molecular function (GO): G protein-coupled receptor activity; bitter taste receptor activity
Source: RefSeq, a predicted model, not a curated record
AUGGCAGCCUGCUCCUCUCAAGAGAAAUUCAAUGUCACUUCCUACGAUGCCAUGGCUUUUGCCAUCACCACGAUCCAGGCAUUUGCUGGCUUGUGGAUAAACGGCUUCAUUGUUUGUGUGCUGUGUGUUGCUCAGGUGAACAAGAAGAUCUUUAACUCUAAUGAGAAGAUCCUGCUGGUUCUGGGAUGCUGCAGGUUUGGGGAAUCAUGCUUCACAUGGGUGUACUCAUUUCUUACACUCAUCUGUGCCCAGUGCUUUUAUGUUCACCCCAUGCCCCAAACGUUUGCAGCUAUCCUCAGCUUUUUUCAUUCUUCCAAUAUGUGGGCUUCUGCCUCUCUUUGUGGCUUUUAUUGUGUCAAAAUUGCAAAUUUCCAGCACACCUUCUUCAUCUACCUGAAGAGAAAAACCGACAGGAUGGUGCCUUGGCUGUUGUUUGGUUCUCUGCUUGUAUCACUAAGCAUGGCAUUAGUUGGCUAUUAUAUUACUGACAGAAACUUUAAAAUCUCCAGUUCUACAGCCACAAAACAUUUAGGGAUACCAAGUUUCACAAGAGAUGGACUUAUCUUACUUUUGUUUUUAAUCAGUGGCUUUGUAUCAAGCACUGCAUUCAUAGCAGCCAUCUUCUCUGCCCUUCUCCUCCUCUCUUCACUCUGGAGGCACAAAUGCAGAAUGCAGGCCAACUCAAUGAGGAACCUCAACGUGAACGCCCACAUCAAAGCCAUCAAAUCUAUCCUGUUCUUCAUCUGCAUUUACAGCAUCAACUUCACUGGAUUUCUCUUGCUGCUAUUUUACUUUGGAAAGAAAGAACACCUGAGGAUGUUUUUCAUGUCACUAUUUCAGCAUGCUCUGCCAGUUGCUCAUUCCCUUGUCCUGAUUUUCAGCAACCCCAACCUGGAAAAGACACUGCUAAGGACUCUGACCUGUUUCAAGCUUCGACAGGGGUAG